Molecule: messenger RNA, 1178 nt
Organism: Synchiropus splendidus (mandarinfish)
Lineage: Eukaryota; Metazoa; Chordata; Actinopteri; Syngnathiformes; Callionymidae
Gene: akr1a1a
Product: aldo-keto reductase family 1, member A1a (aldehyde reductase)
Exons: 9
Coding region: 54-1028 (324 amino acids)
Biological process (GO): aldehyde catabolic process
Cellular component (GO): cytosol
Molecular function (GO): aldose reductase (NADPH) activity
Source: RefSeq, a predicted model, not a curated record
AUGUUUGGGUCCAGAUGGUUAGAGACUGGUUUGUGCUCCGUUGAUCCAGGAACAUGAGCAGCUUCGUGACUCUCAGUACCGGGCAGCGGAUGCCUACAGUGGGACUCGGUACAUGGAAGAGUGGCCCUGGACAGGUGAAACAGGCAGUUCUGGCCGCUCUGGACUGUGGCUACAGGCACAUCGACUGUGCUGCUGUUUACGGCAAUGAAGAGGAGGUGGGAGAAGCCCUGGCUCUCAGGGUUGGUGCCGGCAAGGACGUACGACGUGAUGAAAUCUUUGUGACGUCCAAACUGUGGAACACCAAGCACGAGCCUGAGGAUGUGGAGGAGGCAUGCAGGAGCAGCCUCGCUCACCUGGGCCUCGCCUACCUGGACCUGUACCUGAUGCACUGGCCCAUGGCCUUCAGGCGAGGGAAGGAGUUGAUGCCAAGACGAGAGGAUGGGAGCAUACGCUACUCUCAUACGCACUACCGAGACACCUGGAUCGCCAUGGAGACCCUGGUGGACAAGGGCCUGGUCAAGGCAAUAGGACUGUCAAACUUCAAUGCCAGACAGACCGAUGACAUCCUCAGCAUUGCCAGACACAAACCAGUGGUGAACCAGGUGGAAUGUCAUCCCUAUCUGUCCCAGACUGACCUGCUGGCUCACUGUCGGUCCGUGGGAGUCUGUGUGACGGCCUACAGUCCUCUGGGCAGCGGGGACAGACCUUGGGCAUCCUCCGAAGAGCCUCGGCUGCUGGAUGACCCUAGACUGGCAGCUAUUGCCCAGAGAAAUGGGAAGACCUCUGCCCAGGUCAUACUCAGGUGGCACCUUCAGAGGGGGGUGGUGUGUAUCCCGAAGAGUGUAACAGCAUCCAGGAUCCAACAGAAUCUGCAGCUGUUUGACUUUUCUUUGUCAAACCAAGACAUGAAACUGAUCGACUCCAUUGACCAAAACCAUCGGUUCAUCGUCCCGACGAUCCAGAGAGGCGGAGAGACAGUGUGGAGGGACGCAGAACAUCCCCACUUCCCAUUCCAUGAUCCCUACUGAGUGGAGGAGAGUGUCCUGCUGCUCCAGAGUUUCCAUAGUUUGAUUCCAAAUGAAACAAUUUUCUAGUUGUACUCAAUAUGAUCAUUAGCUUGAAAAUUCUACUGCCACUCUGAGUAGCGGGAAAUAACAGGAUGAAUAAAACAAGAUCUA